CUGGACCAGCACUCCCAGGAGAACUCACCAGAGCAAGGGCUCUGGAAAGUGUGUUCUGAAGGACAGUACUGCAGUGACCAUAAAAGCCUAACCAGUUAAACCACCAAAGAAACCUGAGCGAGUGAAAUUAGGAGUUUGACGACUGAAGCACUCCUUCAGUGAGAGAGAAAAGGAAUCAGCUCUGUGGCCUAGUGCUAUGCCUAGAGGUCAAGACACACUAAUUUUUUCAGCGCCCUGAACACUGAGGGUGAUGUCCAAGAACUCUCUCCAACCCCGUUAAAAGUUCUUCUGAGUCUGCAGUGUGUGGUUUCCAAAAGUUGCCUGUGCUUCUGCAGCCUGCUGGAGAAAAAAAGUUAGUGACCUUUGAGAGGAAUUCUUUCUGCACAUUUCAGCUGCUGCCAUCAUUCAGGCGGGUUACUCAAACGCCCAAGCUGAGCUUUCCAGGCUUGGAUAAGAAAUGGAUAAGGAUGAGAUUGACCUGCAGAGAAUACCCCCAGAGGCACCUUGGGGGCCACGCACUGACAGUGCAUUUCAUGGGGUGGAAUUUCUGCCAGAAGAUCUUGGUGAGGCUCUGAAUAAAACUGCAAUGAGAGUGAAUGAGAAAUAUUCCUCUCUACCUGCUGAGGAGAAAGGGAUUCACAUUAUCAACAUCCGAGCUAUUGAAGACAUCGGAUACAUCCAGCGUGAAAGUACAUUAUUAAAUUCGCUGUGUCAGGAUCCAGAUGCCAACUGCAAACAUGGACUCUAUUUUAGAGAUGGCAAGAGGAAAGUGGACUACAUCUUGGUUUACCAUUACAAGAAAUCCUCAGUCAGUAAGACGCUCACUAGACGAAUUCAUCACAAUGACUCAAGUGCCCGAAGCAUCAAACAGGAUCAUCAGCUUCCUGGGAAGGGCGGGCACCUUGACGUGGGAGAAAGUGAGACUCACAUGGACUAUCAUGAAGAUGAUAAGAGAUUCCGCAGAGAAGAGUAUGAAGGCAACCUCAUGGAGGCUGGUCUGGAAUUGGAAAGAGAUGAAGAUACUAAAAUACAUGGGGUUGGAUUUGUAAAAAUACAUGCACCUUGGAAUGUUUUGUGCCGGGAGGCAGAAUUUCUGAAACUCAAGAUGCCCACAAAAAAGGUGUAUCAGAUAAAUCAAACCCAUGGCCUUUUGAAAAAAAUUAAUUCUGUAAUUCAAAAAAUAACAGAACCUAUCCAGCCAAAAGUAGCAGAAAACAAACCAGAGACAGUGAAACGCCUCUCUUACCCCUUCUCCCGGGAGAAACAACACUUAUUUGAUUUGUCUGACAAAGAGUCCUUUUUUGACAGCAAAACUAGAAGCACGAUAGUUUAUGAAAUACUGAAAAGAACAACAUGUACCAAAGCCAAGUAUAGCAUGGGGACAGGAGAGGGAAGAAAGACGGAAACUACCCUUUUAAAUAAAAGAUGGAAAUGUGGUAAAUAUGGAAUCACCAGUCUGCUUGCCAAUGGAGUUUACAGUGCUGCAUAUCCUUUGCAUGAUGGUGACUACGAAGGUGAAAAUGUUGAGCUCAAUGACAGAAAACUCCUGUGUGAGGAAUGGGCAAGCUAUGGAGUCUUUUAUAAAUACCAGCCAAUUGACCUGGUGAGAAAAUACUUUGGAGAGAAGAUUGGACUGUAUUUUGCCUGGCUGGGAGUUUAUACUCAAAUGCUCAUUCCUGCUUCCAUUGUAGGGGUUAUUGUGUUUCUGUAUGGCUGUGCAACCGUGGAUGAGAAUAUACCAAGUAUGGAGAUGUGUGACGAGAGAAACAAUAUCACCAUGUGUCCUCUUUGUGACAAUACAUGCAGUUACUGGAAAAUGAGCUCUUCCUGUGCCACUGCUCGAGCGAGUCACCUGUUUGACAACCCAGCAACUGUCUUCUUCUCUGUCUUUAUGGCUCUGUGGGCUGCCACUUUUAUGGAACACUGGAAGAGAAAACAGAUGCGUCUCAACUAUAGAUGGGAUUUGACUGGGUUUGAAGAAGAGGAGGAGGCAGUCAAGGCUCAUCCCAGAGCAGAAUAUGAAGCUAAAGUAUUAGAAAAAUCACUGAGAAAAGAAUACAUACAUAAAAAGACUGAUAAAGAGAAACUGACAUGGAAAGAUCGUUUUCCAGCAUAUUUUACCAAUUUUGUUGGCAUUAUCUUCAUGAUUGGACUGACAUUUGCUAUCGUGUUUGGAGUCAUUAUAUACAGAAUCUCCACUGCAGCAGCCUUAGCCCUCAGCUCAACUCCCUCUGGCCGGUCUAGUGUUAGAGUAACAGUCACUGCAACUGCAGUUAUUAUUAAUCUGGUGGUGAUCAUCAUUCUAGAUGAAGUAUAUGGCUGCAUAGCCAGGUGGCUAACUCAGAUUGAGGUCCCAAAAACAGACAAGAGUUUUGAAGAGCGGCUGAUCUUCAAGGCCUUCCUUCUGAAAUUUGUCAAUGCCUACACUCCCAUUUUCUAUGUUGCUUUCUUCAAAGGCCGAUUUGUUGGACGUCCUGGAGACUAUGUCUACAUUUUUCAUUCUUUCCGAAUGGAAGAGUGUGCCCCUGGUGGUUGCUUAAUGGAAUUGUGUAUCCAGCUUAGUAUUAUCAUGUUGGGCAAACAGCUGAUUCAGAAUAAUCUCUUUGAGAUUGGUAUCCCAAAAAUGAAGAAAUUAAUAAGAUACAUCAAAUUAAAGCGACAACGCUCUUUAGAUCAUGAGGAGCAUAUGAAAAAAAAACAACGCUAUGAAGUGGACUAUAACUUGGAGCCUUUUGCUGGGCUUACUCCAGAAUACAUGGAAAUGAUUAUCCAGUUUGGAUUUGUAACUUUGUUUGUUGCAUCCUUCCCGCUGGCUCCUUUGUUUGCGUUGUUGAACAACAUCAUUGAAAUACGUCUAGAUGCAAAGAAAUUUGUCACUGAGCUUAGAAGACCAGUUGCAGUCAGAGCAAAAGAUAUAGGAAUUUGGUAUAAUAUCCUCAGAGGUGUAGGAAAACUUGCUGUAAUAAUAAAUGCAUUUGUGAUCUCAUUCACAUCUGACUUCAUUCCACGCCUCGUGUACCUGUAUAUGUACAGUGAGAAUGGCACCAUGCAUGGCUUCGUGAACCAUACACUAUCCUCUUUUAAUGUCAGCGAUUUUCAAGGAGGAACAGCUCCAAAUGAACCAAUGGAACUUGGCUACGAGGUUCGGAUAUGCAGAUACAAAGAUUACCGAGAACCCCCAUGGUCUGAAAACAAAUAUGAAAUUUCAAAGGACUUCUGGGCUGUCCUAGCAGCAAGAUUAGCAUUUGUGAUAGUUUUUCAGAACUUGGUCAUGUUUAUGAGUGACUUUGUGGACUGGAUUAUCCCAGACAUUCCCAAGGAUAUUAGUCAGCAGAUUCAUAAAGAGAAAGUUCUCAUGGUGGAGGUGUUCAUGAAAGAAGAACAGGGAAAGCUGCAAAUGCUAGAAACCUGGAAAGACAAAGACAUGAAAAAAGGUGAAAACUGUAACCACCACAGCCCCAAGCUCUCAAGGAGCCAAAGCGGGAGCAUGUCCUCCUGCCAUUCAUAUCACAUUGAUGUAUAGAAGAGGAGGGUAGUUUUGUUUUGUUGAGGCAUUCCAUUGAUAAACAAGCCAUCACUUAAAGGGCAAAACUUGAUUUAUGGACACCCAGGUGAAUGUUUAAGUAUGUGCAACCAUUUUGCUCCCAUCUUUGUGAGAAGUGCACUUCUUACAAAUAUGGAAGGCCACAUUCUAUUUUGGAUAGGAUUUUUUUUUUUAAGUAACGCAGGGAAUUUUUAUAUUUCAUAGUUAGAUAACACUGUGGAUGUUAGUGUGUGUUAACAAAAUGCUGGUACUUAAAAAUGUUCUCUGAGAAUCUGACUUUAGCUUAUUAAUUAAGAAAUAACCAAAGUAAAUUUCAAAUAAUAAUUUUAAAUCUUUUUGGCAGUCCAUUCCUGAAAGGCUUCGAGCAGAUUUCCAAAAUAUAUGCAAAGUCAAUUUUACAAUGUGCUCUAGCAUUUCAUUUAACGGGAGAAAGGAAACAAUAUAAACCUUAUAUGGCAUCUUCAAUUUCAAAAGAUGCAGCUCAGCUCCCCUGGCAGACAUAAUCUGGAUUUGAACCUUCAGAUCCUAGGCAAACAAAACUCCCAUUGCAGUCACUAGGCUAUAUACACUGAAGCUGAUGCAGGGUAAAUUACCCAUUGGGAGAUUCACCCCAUCAACAGGGAAGCGGGGAGGAGAGAAUAGCUUUUAUUUUACUUUUUAUUUUUAAAGCUGGGACUCCAUAGGGACCCUGCUAGCAGUCUGCUGUGCACUAGAGUCUUCCAUUUGGGCACUUCCCCACUCAGAAAAAUGAGAAGAGGAAGUCAGCACAGACCAUGUAAUCUUAAUCCCAACUCUGCGCACCACUGACAGCUCUUCACUGACCCGAAAAGCUCAUCAGGUGAAUGAUUCAUGUUGAUGCAGGUGCUCCGGUGCCCUAGACAGUAUUGUGGUUUUGUUAUAGUCUACUAAGGGUUCUGGAGCAGUAGCAGCACAGCAGCAGCACAAUUUCAUAGGAUUUCCCAGCAGCCAGAGCACUGUGGAGCAUUUUCAAAAGUGUCCUGAAUUAAUGAGCACAUGUAUAGCUACAGUAAUUUACACUGCCCUGCCUAAUAUCUAGGCACCAUCGUUGCUGAAAGGAUACACCGAAUCCACCUUUCCCCACCAGCUCCUUCUCUACAGCUCACUCUCCUUUGCAAUGAAGAGGAGGUCACACCAUCACAGCCACUUUGCUUGGCUACAGUCUCCCCAACAUGGCAGACUUUCUGAUCCUAAUAACAUCUACCACAGACUAUGCCAGGAAGAGUAAGGGUAGAUUCUGUGUGAAUAUGAUCUUAUUGUCUUUAAUGGAAGUUUUGCCUAUUCUGGAACUACAGGACCAGAACUUCAAUUACAGGACUUUUAUUUUGUCUUAAAAUAUGUUAUUUUAUAUAUAAUAUAUAUGUCAUUUCCUUAAAAUAAAUCUAAAAUCCUUAUCUGGAAUGCAUAUCCAGACCCCAUCAGUGCAACUCUUUUCAUGUAUAGUACAUUUUUAGUUUAAGGUUUGUCUAGUGAUAAACUACACUUCCUAAUAAUAUUGGUGCAAUUAACCUUAUUCCCUUUAACACCUUCUCUUGUCCAUGGCACUUACACUGAAAACAGGAAGCUAAACAAUAAACUAAACUAAAUAAAAUAAAAACAAAACUUUCAGUCUAUCUACUGUAUGAUUUGUUACAAAACCAAAUGUCAAAAGACUUAUACUUCAUGAAAAUAAGUGGGGGGGGUGUCUUUUUUCUUUUGUUUGCCAAAGCAAUUUAAAGAUUUAAAACAGAACUUUAAAAAUAUCACACUUUGUUUUGUAAUAUUUAUUGGUUUUACUAUAAAGUAUGUGAUUACCUCCAGAUGUUUUUUUCUGUAGUCUGUUCAAAAAGACACCAGAAGAGAAAUUAUGUGGAAAGAAGUGAAUUAUAAUAACCAAAUAUUGUUAAAACUAAUUUAAAAUAUUGAUCCAACCAAAGAUUUUUAUUAAUAAAGGGCUUAUAUUUUGUUAAUGCUUGUUUCUCUAAUAUUUUGACUUGCAGGAAUGUCACUAUUUUUUUUAAUUAUAAUUUGAGAUGUUUAGUAAAAUAGGGCCAAAUCCUGUCUGAUUUAUUCUCACACAGAGUAAGCACUGUGUCUGGUAGUACCUGUAUGCAAAAUCAGGCUCACUGACUGCAGCAGAGUCACUAGUAUGAGUAUGACAAGCAGAGUUUUGUCCAUACUCCAUAUAGAAAAUAUAAUCUUUAUUUCAUUUACUAAUAACCUAAAAAGUCUAGAAAGAAACAAACAGGUAGACACCUUUUAUGAAGAUAAAUGUUAGGGAACUUACUCUGAAGGAAUUUCAACUGUAAAUAAUUUAUCUAAUAUUCUUGGCUUAAUACUGACAUUCCUGUAAAUAGUAAACUAUACCCAAGUACAUAUUUGUCAUAAAUUUUAUUAUUUGCUGAAAUCAUAAGAGUAACUGAUGGUUAUACUUUCUUUUGUACAGUAAAUUGUUUGUUUGAAAUGAGAUUUUGUAUAUAAAUACUGUAUUACUACUUAGAUGACUAUAUAAAAAUCCUUUCAUGGAAACCAUUUUUUAAG
Molecule: messenger RNA, 6082 nt
Organism: Mauremys reevesii (Reeves's turtle)
Lineage: Eukaryota; Metazoa; Chordata; Testudines; Geoemydidae
Gene: ANO1
Product: anoctamin 1
Exons: 30
Coding region: 458-3523 (1021 amino acids)
Biological process (GO): chloride transmembrane transport
Cellular component (GO): plasma membrane
Molecular function (GO): protein dimerization activity; chloride channel activity
Source: RefSeq, a predicted model, not a curated record